Messenger RNA from Alnus glutinosa, 1213 nucleotides. RefSeq names its product WUSCHEL-related homeobox 3. The record is from RefSeq and is a predicted model, not a curated record. Gene Ontology annotation, biological process: plant organ development. NCBI's taxonomy places the organism in Eukaryota, Viridiplantae, Streptophyta, Magnoliopsida, Fagales, Betulaceae. The transcript has 2 exons. The coding region runs from base 302 to 889 and encodes 195 amino acids. Gene Ontology annotation, molecular function: DNA-binding transcription factor activity; DNA binding.
AUCAGUUUUCCCUCAUUCACAGAGAUUCUCUCUCCUCUCUCUCUCUCUCUCUCUGUGUGUGUGUGUGUGUGCAUGGAUGAACUGAAACCUACACUUGAAUGCCCCUCACAGGGAAACAUCAGCAUGACCAAUCUGCUCUAGUAGCUUUCGCCUCUCCUUUAUCUGCCUUCUCUCUCUCUAGAUCUCCUUCCUUUUUGUCUCUCGCUAACUAUUCCACCACUGUAUCUUUCUCUCUGUCCUUCUAUUUAUACCUCACUUUCAACCCUCCCGAGAAACACAGAGUCAAACAAUUAAAAGAGAAAUGUCCCCAGCAGCCUCCUCAAGAUGGUGCCCAACCCCAGAGCAACUGAUGAUCUUGGAAGAGAUGUACAGGAGUGGGAUUAGAACUCCCAAUGCUUCUCAGAUACAGAAGAUCACUGCCCACCUCUCCUUCUAUGGAAAGAUUGAAGGCAAGAAUGUGUUCUACUGGUUUCAGAACCACAAGGCAAGGGACAGACAGAAGCUCAGAAGGAAACUCAGCAGGCAAUUGCAGCUGGAGCAGCCACAGCAGCUCUACUAUUAUCAGCUGAAUCAGCCAAGUCACCAAUUUCUUGGCUACUUUGAGUCCACUGCCGCCGGUUCUUCUGCUAGCUUUCUUCCUCAGGGAGCAGGAGUGGCAGGUGCAUCAACACAAGUGAUGAAUAACGCAUGGAAGAUGGAUAUCCCUCAUCAGAUGGUGGAGAUGGAGAAGUCCAUGAUGACAACGUACGACCAUGAUUGGAUGACAAUGGUGGAAAAGAGUACUCCAACUUCCCCAUGCUACAAUACUAGACCCCUCCAAACCCUUGAACUCUUCCCUAUCACAGCCACCAAUCUCAAAGAAGAGUGCACCACAUCCAAGCAACUCUAAUAUUCCACGCUUACCAACUAUAAAACCCUCUCUCUCUCUCUCUCUCUCUCUCUCUCUCUCUGUGAUUUUAUUUAAAUAUUUCUGUGACUUUCAUUUAUUUCCUUGGUUUCUGUCAUGUUUCUAGGCUCCAUGGAGAGAAAGAUCUGAAUUGUCUAAUGAGUAAAUGGGUCCUGCUCCAACAGUGCUACUACUACUACCUAUUUGCACUGUGUUCUCUAUGUAUUUUCCACAAGUGAUCAAAAUCUGCAUUGGGCUUGAUAAUUGUGCUGUUUCUUUCUAUUGAUUUUCAGCUUGUCUUUAUGCUUCUUAAAGCUGCAUGUUGUA